AUGGCUUCUCCCGCCGUUCCAUUCAGCUCCUUCACCUCCACAUCCCUAUUGAAACCGACUCCCUUACUUUUACUAACACGAUCUUAUCCUCGCUUUCACUUCAAACAUUUCCCUAGUAAUCGGGCUGAAUUCCGACCCCUCUAUGUCCCUCAUGUUGCCACCGCCGACGGUUUUCCGAUGGAUGAAUUCUUUGCCGAUGGCAGCGUAGAUACAAAGGGAGCAGGAGAAGAAAAGUGGAGUGCUGCUGAAUACGAGGCCUUGCUCAAAGGUGGUGAACAGGUCACUUCUGUUCUACAAGAAAUGGUGAAGCUCUUGGAGGAUAUGAACAUGGAUGAGGCCCUGGAGGAGGUGGCAGUGCAUUUGGCUGCACAGGGGGUUAUUGGCAAGCGAGUUGACCAGAUGGAGUCAGGGUUUAUGAUGGCUCUUGAUUACAUGAUACAACUUGCUGUGAAGGAUGAGGAUGAAAAGAGAAAAUCUCUCUUGGAGGUUAUUAAGGAGACUGUACUGUCGCAUCUCACCAAAAAAUGUUCGCCCCAUGUUCAAGUUGUUGGUCUGCUUUGCCGAACUCCCCAGAAGGAAAGCAGAAGUGAAUUAAUGAGACGAGUGGCUGCUGGUGGUGGCGUAUUUGAGGGUAAGGAUGGCACAAAAGUUCAUCUUCCAGGAUCCAAUUUAAAUGAAAUAGCGAACCAGGCUGAUGAUCUCCUUGAGACAAUGGAGUCACGUCCUGUUGUUCCCGACCGAAAGCUACUCGCAAGGCUUGUUUUGAUCAGAGAAGAAGCCAGGAACAUGAUGGGAGGCGGAUUAUUGGAUGAAAGAAAUGAUCGUGGUCUAAAUACACUACCUGAAUCAGAGGUCAACUUUUUGACCAAGCUAGUUGCCUUAAGACCGGGGAAGACUGUGCGCGACAUGAUAAAAAAUGUGAUGCAAGGAAAAGAUGAAGGCGCAGAUCGUUCUGAGAGUGAAGAUGUAAUAGCAGGAAAGGCUAGCGUUACUGGGCGUAAACCCUUGCCAGUCCGACCUGGCAUGUUUCUCGAAACUGUUUCCAAGGUCUUAGGUGGAAUAUAUGAAGGAAAUGUAUCUGGAAUUACCGCACAGCAUCUAGAAUGGGUUCACCAGAACACUCUUCAAAUUCUUCAAGAAAUCGCUUUCUAG
Molecule: messenger RNA, 1152 nt
Organism: Striga hermonthica
Lineage: Eukaryota; Viridiplantae; Streptophyta; Magnoliopsida; Lamiales; Orobanchaceae
Source: the annotation of a GenBank genome assembly